This is a messenger RNA of Malassezia vespertilionis, 2259 nucleotides long. RefSeq lists its product as uncharacterized. NCBI's taxonomy places the organism in Eukaryota, Fungi, Basidiomycota, Malasseziomycetes, Malasseziales, Malasseziaceae. The record is from RefSeq and is a predicted model, not a curated record. Gene Ontology annotation, cellular component: U2-type post-mRNA release spliceosomal complex. The transcript has a single exon. Gene Ontology annotation, molecular function: nucleic acid binding. The coding region runs from base 1 to 2259 and encodes 752 amino acids. Gene Ontology annotation, biological process: spliceosomal complex disassembly.
AUGGCGCGACGCAAAUCGCAGUUUCUCGACGAGGGCCAGGACUCGGGCGAUUCUGAGGCGUCGGAUGAUCUGGAGCGCGCGGUGCCACGGUUUGUACAAGGCACGCAAUCCAAGGCGUUUCCCGCGUUUGUCAGAGCAUCGAAAGCGCCUGCCGAUGCACCAAGCGAGGGAAGCGCGUCGGACGAGGAGCGCGUGUCGUUUGCACGACGUGCACCUGGUGGCGGACUUGGUGCUGGGCGCGGUGCAGCGGGUGGUGCCGCUGCUGGUGCGGUGCCGCCCGCUCCGCUCUCGCGCACGUCUGGCUCGGGCGGCUUUGAUCCUUCUGCUUAUCUCCGAAAAAUGGGCUGGACAGGCGGCGGACUCGGGAAGGAAGGCGAGGGCAUUGUCAACCCGAUCGAGGUGCAGCUGCGCCCCAACCGUGCCGGUGUCGCAUUCGGCGGGCGCACAGAAAAGACGAAGCAGGCACGCCGCGAAGAGCGACGAAAAACAGGUGCGCCAUCGUCCAGCGACGAAGAUACCCACGCCCCAACGCGCACCGCGCCACGCUCCAAUGCAUGGAAGAAGCGUAAUGAAGCGCGCCCCAAGCUUGUGCACCGCACCUAUGACGAAAUCAUCGCUGAAGCAGCGGGCGCUGCGCCAAGCGCCGGCCCUAUCUACGAUGCUACAGGAGGUGCGCUGCGCGAAGUCGCGUCUGUAUCCGCUGCGUUGCGCCAUGCAGUGCCCACUGAAGAUACGUACCUGCCAGAGCUGCAACACAAUACACGCCUCUUGUGCGAUACGACGCGCACUUCGCUCGACAAGAUGGCGCAGCAAGGCGCGGGAUUUGUCGACCGCGCACGCUGGCUGCGCCACGAGAAGGAAACGUGCGCACGUCGGAUCGCACACGCGCAGCACGAAAAAGCGCUUCUUGUAUCGGUGCUGGACAGGGUCAAGCAGCUCGCACACGUCGCGUCCAGUGCAAGCACGCUUGAGGCGCUGCAGCCAGCCAUGGACGAUCUUCUCAAAGCACAAACGCCCGAGAUGCAGUCGCUGCACCUUGAUGAGGCCGUCGCUGGCGCGCUUGCUGCUGUGUUGCGCCGCGCGCUUGCCACCUGGGCGCCAUUAGAGGCGCCGCACGCCUUCACCGCCCUGCUCACGCGCUGGCUUACUGCGUUGGUGCGCGACGAAAAAGGCCCGCUCGUCAUGACUCCGUACGAGAGCAUGCUAUGGAAUGUAUGGAUGCCCACGAUCCGGAAUGCGCUUACCAACGAAUGGGACGUGCACGAUCCCGCGCCGGCCAUCGCACUUGUCGAGGCGUGGCGUCCUCUCGUGCCUGCCUUUCUCUACGACAAUAUCUGGGACCAGCUGAUCCUUCCCAAGCUGCAGCGCGCUGUGCAUGCAUGGGCGCCCACCAAGGCUACUGUGCCGCUUCAUAUGCUGGUCGUGCCGUGGCUGCCGCUUGCUGGCGCGCGCCUCGAUGCCAUCUUGGCCGACGCACGCCGUCAAUGGCAGCGUGUGCUUGCGACGUGGCCCAUUCACACCGCCCCAGCGGCGCUGCUGCACUGGAAAGGCGUAUUUGCCGCGCGAGAUUGGGAUGCACUGCUUUUGCAGCACAUUGUGCCGCGGCUCAGUCAUCUGCUCCGCACGUCUUUUUCAGUGAACCCUGUCGCGCAGGACAUGAGCGCACUGGAAAGUGUGCUGUCAUGGCAUGGGAUCGUGCGCGAGAGUGUGCUUAGCCGGCUGCUCGAGACUGAGUUUGGCACGCCUUUCCUGCACACACUGCACCAGUGGCUCACACAGGAUACGGUGCAGUUUGACCAAGUCGCGGCGUGGUACGCGUUUUGGCGCGCGUGGUUCCCCGCGCAUGUGGCACGCCUGGAGGGCGUCGAGAAUGUGUUUUCCCGUGCAUUGCAGCUCAUGAACGCGGCGCUGGAUGCAGGAGAAAGACGGACGAGUUUGCCGAUGGUCUCGACUUUGCCGACGCCGCGCGAAAAAAAGCCGCCGCCACGUCCUGCUGCCCUCGAAGCGCCGCCGACGCUCGAAGAAAUUUCCUUCCGCAGCAUUGUGGAAGAGCGCGCAGGACAAAAGGAUGUUUUUAUCCUUCCGCAAAACCGCCUCGAGCCAGCGACGGGGCUGCCGCUUUUGCGCGCUGCGAAGCACAUCGACGGCAAGCAUGGGAUCAUGUUCUAUUUGGACGACGAUGUGAUAUUUGCCGCAGACAAAGGAGCGUACGAGCCGAUAGCACUUGCCGAAUUUCUCGAUCGUGCUUGUGCCGUAUAG